This is a messenger RNA of Patella vulgata (common limpet), 1362 nucleotides long. Its product is annotated as collagen alpha-1(XII) chain-like. The record is from RefSeq and is a predicted model, not a curated record. The transcript has 6 exons. NCBI's taxonomy places the organism in Eukaryota, Metazoa, Mollusca, Gastropoda, Patellidae. The coding region runs from base 1 to 1362 and encodes 453 amino acids.
AUGUAUUCGAGAUCUGGUCGAUAUCAAUCCAUAUGUUUUACUUCAGGCUGUAGUAAUACCAGACUUGAUUUGGUCUUUGUGUUGGAUGCCUCUACCAGUGUAACUGAACCCAAUUUUAAACUGAUGCUAGAUUUCUUGAAAGACUUUCUACAAGUUGCUAAUAUUGACGGCGGUAAUGUAAGAGUGGGUGUAGUUAUUUACAGUACAGAGGUCCACAUGCAGUUUCAAAUGAACCAAUAUAGGACAAAACAACAAGUGUUUGAUGCUAUAGAUAACAUUCCAUACAGAUUCGGUAGUACUAACACAGCGGAUGGACUUCGGACAAUGCAUGAGGAAAUGUUUACUCGACAAAAUGGUGAUCGACCUAACGUUGAUAAUAUUUGUAUUCUCGUGACUGAUGGUGUUUCAAAUAUCAAUUCCCGAAGAACUGUGCCAGAAGCUGUUGCUGCUAGAAAUAAAAACAUCCAUCUUUAUGUUAUUGGCAUCGGGUUGACUGAUACUCGGGAAGUUGACCAAAUUGCUACACCACCGGUGGAAGAAAACAGAUUCAUAGUACAGGAGUUUGAUGAAUUGAGAGCUCUUCGAGAUAAAGUCUUUUCAUCGCUGUAUAAUAAAAACUGUCUUGUAUAUUAUCUUUUAUAUUUUUUUGUAGCUCCCGAUCCUAUUCCUAUCACACUUCCUCCUCCCAAGGAAAUUGGAAGCUGUAGUAAUACCAGACUUGAUUUGGUCUUUGUGUUGGAUGCCUCUACCAGUGUAACUGAACCCAAUUUUAAACUGAUGCUAGAUUUCUUGAAAGACUUCCUACAAGUUGCUAAUAUUGACGGCGGUAAUGUAAGAGUGGGUGUAGUUAUUUACAGUACAGAGGUCCACAUGCAGUUUCAAAUGAACCAGUAUAGGACAAAACAACAAGUGUUUGAUGCUAUAGAUAACAUUCCAUACAGAUAUGGAAGUACUAACACAGCUGAUGGGCUCCGGACAAUGCAUGAGGAAAUGUUUACUCGAAAAAAUGGUGAUCGACCUAACGUUGAUAAUAUUUGUAUUCUCGUGACUGAUGGUGUUUCAAAUAUCAAUUCCCGAAGAACUGUACCAGAAGCUGUUGCUGCUAGAAAUAAAAACAUCCAUCUUUAUGUUAUUGGUAUCGGGUUGACUGAUACUCGAGAAGUUGACCAAAUUGCUACACCACCUAUUGAAGAAAACAGAUUUAUAGUACAGGAGUUUGAUGAAUUGAGAGCUCUUCGAGAUAAAGUCUUUUCAUCUUUGUGCAUAUCUCCUGAUCCAACUCCUAUUCCCAUCACUCGUCCUCCUCCUAAAGAAUCAAGAACAUCGCCACCAACCUUACCACCACCAACGACCAGUAAGUAG